AUGAAAAUCGUCCUCUUUGGCUCAACCGGGCAAAUCGGCCAGUCCAUUCUCCGCGCCCUCCUCACUAAGACCUCCCAUGAGGUGCUGCAACUGAUUUCACCGCAAUCUGAAUCCACUGCUCGCUCUAUAAACAAGCAAUUCACAGCAGAGCAACAAAGUCGACUAUCCACUGAAUCAGUGGACAUCCUCUCCUGCACAAAGGCUGGUGUGGGGAGAUUCUAUCCUAGUGAAUACGGCAUGCAUCAUGUGUAUCGGCCGCCGGGGGAUAAAGUUGGGUAUCUUCAUCCGAUGUGGAAUACCAAAUCCGCCGCCAACGAGGCCUGUCUACACCAUCCCGCUAUGAAAUCAGGCUCUAUGACAUACACCCUUAUCGGCUGCGGGGACUUCUACAACCAGUCUCGUGAGGAGAUAUGGUGUCCGUGGACGAACCCUCAUGCAUCCGAAUACACGCUGCAUAUACUCGGCGACGCGGACGCCACUAUUGAUUUUACGCACAUUGAUGAUCUAGGAGAGUUUAUUGUCGAGACGAUCAAGCAUCCGGAACGGUCGGAGAACCGGACGUUGAAUUUCGUGAGUGAUCGUAUCUCGUAUAAUGAGAUUGCACAGUUACUGGAGAAGUACUCUGGGAAGAAAGUGAAAAAGACAGUGUAUCCGAUCAAUCUAAUGGAUGAGGUGUGGAAGGAUAAGGAAAGAGUGCCGGCGGAGGUAAAAGGGAAGGGCGCAUUUCCGGAUGAUUUCUGGAUUCUGGUCAAGGGGAUGCAAGGGGCUGGGAGGUUUUGGAGACCGCCGGGGCAGGUGCAUAAUGGGGAGUUUGGGAUGGAGGGGAGGACGUUUGAGUGGUAUUUGAGGGGGUUGUUUGGGGGUGGAUAUGAAGUUUGAUGAGUGUGCUGUUAUGGCUAUAGAAUAUGUAUCUAUUGUAGUUGUUGACUGCGUAGUUCUAGGG
Aspergillus piperis CBS 112811 is the source of this 943-nucleotide messenger RNA. RefSeq names its product NAD(P)-binding protein. The record is from RefSeq and is a predicted model, not a curated record. The coding region runs from base 1 to 879 and encodes 292 amino acids. Lineage: Eukaryota; Fungi; Ascomycota; Eurotiomycetes; Eurotiales; Aspergillaceae. The transcript is spliced from 3 exons.